Messenger RNA from Arthroderma uncinatum, 3357 nucleotides. RefSeq lists its product as uncharacterized. The transcript has 5 exons. Gene Ontology annotation, molecular function: 3-oxoacyl-[acyl-carrier-protein] synthase activity; fatty acid synthase activity. NCBI's taxonomy places the organism in Eukaryota, Fungi, Ascomycota, Eurotiomycetes, Onygenales, Arthrodermataceae. Gene Ontology annotation, biological process: secondary metabolite biosynthetic process; fatty acid biosynthetic process. The record is from RefSeq and is a predicted model, not a curated record. Bases 1 to 3357 code for a protein of 1118 amino acids.
AUGCUAAAGACUGGCAAGUCGCAGCAUGAAUUGAUCACCCGAGAACGAAUGAUGCAGGAUAUGCUGUUCCGAGAUGCGGCAGACGCGGAUGGGAAGAGGUAUUAUGGCAACUUUUUGCGCAAUACAGAUACCUUUGACCAUAAGUUCUUCAAGCGCAGCCCACGCGAGUCGCAGGCGAUGGAUCCGCAGUGCAGGAUAUCGCUGCAGGCGGCUUACCAGGCGGUCGAGCAGUCGGGCUACUUCACCGAGUCAAAAACGAAGAAGAACAAAGAAGCGGAGCACAUUGGCUGCUACCUAGGUGUGUGCGGUGUCGACUAUGAACAUAACAUAUCCUGUCAUGCGCCGAGCCCAUUUACGGCGACGGGCGGUCUGCGCGGUUUUAUUACCGGCCUGAUCGCGCACUUUUUUGGGUUUACGGGCCCGGCAAUGACAUUCGAUACGGCCUGCUCAUCGUCGACGGUAGCGAUGCACACGGCUUGCCGUAACCUACUGUCAGGCGAGACGACGGCGGCGCUGGUAGGUGGUGUCAACGUUAUAACCAACAUGCAGUGGUUACAGAACUUCAGCGCUGGCAGCUUCUUAAAUCCGAUUGGUCAAUGUAAGCCGUUUGAUCGUGAUGCCGAUGGCUACUGUCGAGCAGAAGGUGUCGCUUUCGUCUUCCUGAAAAAGCUAUCAGACGCUAAGGCUGCUGGCAACAUGGUGCUAGGAACGAUCAAAGCGACAGCGGUUAACCAGAACCUUAAUGUCACGCCAUUGUUUGUACCUAAUGUGCCAUCGCUAUCGAAGCUGUUCCGAGGUGUGAUUCGUAAGGCUGGCGUUGACCCAUCUGAGAAAUCCUUAGUUGAAGCCCAUGGCACUGGCACACCGGUUGGCGACCCAGCAGAGUACGAGAGUGUCAAACUAGCGGUGUCCAGUUCUCAUCGCAAUACCGCCGUGGCCAUCGGCUCGGUGAAAGGCCAUGUAGGUCACACAGAGGGGGCAUCAGGGGUGAUCGCGCUGGUGAAAGUGCUUAUGAUGAUGCGCGACGGCUUUAUCCCACCUCAGGCCAGCUUCACGCGUAUGAACCCGCACAUCCACACCUCGGCGGCUGACAUGAUAGAGGUAGUAACGGAGCUGCGACCGUGGCCUGCCGAUCGCAAGAUCGCGCUGCUUAACAACUACGGCGCCUGCGGGUCCAACGCCAGUCUUAUACGCGUCCGCGUCGGGGAUAUCCAAAAGGAAGCAACUCUGGCCGAUGUGGCAUUCAACAUGGCCCGGCAGUCGAACCCGGGCGUACCGCAGGGGCUUGUCUUUAGCUGUCGUUCGCUGGAGGAGUUGCAGGAAAAGCUCGCACUGGCUGCCGCGGCUACAAAAGAAACAGCCGCAAGCGCUAGGAUCGCUGUUGCCAAGACGGAACGGCCCGACGUGUUAUGCUUUGGCGGCCAAAACUCAAAGUUUAUCGGGCUGGAUCGUGCGCUUUACGAGGGAGUAGCCAUUUUGCGGCAGCACCUAGAUGCAUGCGAUGCGGCCAUCACGGCAAUGGGCUUGAGCAGUAUUUUCCCUAGUAUCUUCUCGCGCGAGCCAAUUCAAGAUGUCGUCCAACUGCAAAUGGCGCUAUUCGCUAUACAGUACGCCAGCGCCCGGGUGUGGAUGGACUGUGGGCUGGCUGCGAAGAUCGUCUCAGUCGUGGGUCACAGCUUCGGCGAGAUCACGGCGCUUUGCGUGUCCGCCAAUCCUGAGUUAGCUAGAGCCGGUAUAAAGAGCAAGCGGCUCAAUGUCACCAACGCCUUCCACUCAAUGCUGGUAGAGAACCUCGUUGGCGAACUCGGAAACAUUGGUCGGGGGCUUACCUUCAAUGGCGCCGUGAUUCCGGUCGAAAGGGCUACCGAACACGAUUCAACAGACGACCCGUUGGACUGGACCUUUGUGCCAUCGCAUAUGCGCCGUCCAGUCUACUUCAACCACGCUGUGCAGCAGCUAGCUAAGAAAUAUCCGCAAGCCAUAUUCCUGGAAGCCGGUUCUAACUCGACAAUCACAAUGAUGGUAAGUAAGGCAUUAGCCCAGGUCACUUUGGCCAGCCCCGACUCGCUCGCUUUCCAUGCACUGUCCAUCACCAACACUGAAAAGGGUUUCGACGCCCUCACAGAUGCUACAGCCGGCGAGUAUACACAGCUACUACUGCCACCGUACCAGUUCGAAAAGUUCCGCCACCGGCCCGAUGUGAAGUCACCAACCGAAGUUGUCACCAAUGCAGCCCAGGCUAUGAUUGCAGCAGGAGGUUAUACUACCGCAGGGGCUACUGCCUCUGCCACUCAAAUGGAAGGCGACGCCCGGAAUCUCCUCAUUUGGACAUUCAUCGGCUAUCAGGACACCAAAAGGGACAAAAGAAACCUGUCAUCGCUGGAUAAGACCGAGAUGAAGUGGCACUUUAGCCUACACAGCGUGAGCAACGGAAAUGGAGACAGCAACUCACAGGCCCACGCUGAGGCCGUGAUACGCAUGCGCGCGCCGGCCGAUGCCUCCUUUUUACAAAAGUUUGGCUAUUACGAGCGUCUGGUAAGCCACGAACAGUGCCAGUCCCUGCUCAAGCUAAACCUCGAGGACGACGGCGUUGAGGUGCUGCACGGCCGGAACCUGUACCGCGCAUUCUCUGAAAUUGUCGACUUCGGGCCGGUCUACCGCGGCGUUAAAUAUAUCGUCGGCCGCCGCGGCGAGAGCGCUGGUGUUAUUCAUAAACGUCAUCAGGGCCACACCUGGCUCGACGUGCCAAUGAGCGACUCGUUUGGCCAGGCCGCUGGCAUUCAUAUGAAUCUGCUAACUGAGAGCCUGUCGCCGACCAACAUGUUCAUUGCGAACGGCUGCGAGCUCCCGAUGCGAUCGCCAAAGGCUCCCGUAGAGAUGUCUGGGAAAGAGAACGGACCUGGCAUCUGGCACGUCCAUGCCCGCCACACCCGUCAGUCUGACAAUGCCUAUAUCACCGACGUCUUUGUCUUUGAUGCCGCCACCGGUGAAUUGGCCGAGGUCAUGCUGGGCCUACAGUAUACAUGCGUGCCCAAAGCGUCUAUGAGUAAGAUCCUCGCGCGUUUUACAAAGGACCAAGAGUUCCUCAGAAAGCCAGCAGCGGUAGAAUCUGCUUCGGCUGCCACUGCUAUUGCUGCUGCUCCCCCAGCUACAGUUACUGCUACUACUUCUAAAGCCGUCAAGUCCAGUGCUAUGGCAAAGAAACCAAAGAAGAAGACUCGCGACAUCACCGAAGAGGUGUGCAACUUGGUCGCCAACGUCUCCGGUGUUGAGCCAAGCGAGAUGACCCUCGACAGUGAGAUGGCUGACCUGGGUAUCGACUCGCUAAUGGGCAUGGAGCUGGCUCGCGAGGUCUAG